CACACGGCGUCCCUGAUGGCAGCGUCGUUCAGAUGGAUAUUACAACGACACAAGGAUGUUCCAAAAGCUGCUCGCUUCUACUCGGAAGGCUUGGACUUCACCACCAAUGUCUGCACUCUUCGUUGGGCAGAACUUCAAUCUGGUCCUCUCAAGCUUGCCCUCUUGCAUUCUCCGCAUGACCAAAUUACGCAGAAGGAAUACAACUCGCUUCUGUCAUUUACGGUGACUGACAUCAACAGUACAGUGAAUAAAUUAAUGGCAUUAGGAGCUGUGCUAGAUGGACCUAUAAAACAUGAGGUCCAUGGAAAGGUUGCAGCUAUGCGGUGUAUUGAUGGGCAUGUCUUAGGCCUCUAUGAACCUGUCUGAGAUAGGAGAUUUAAUACCAUCAAUAGCGGUACAUAGCGUGUGAAGCAAUGGACCCGAGAAUAAGGCAAAAUGAUUAAUCAAUAGAAGAGUGAAAAGAGUGAAUUUAGAUAUCUCUGUAUCUCGUCAUGUAGAAGGGGUUUUCUUUGCCAUCCAUAUCUCCUAGAAGUGACAUGAAAUCUUUUUUAUUUUCUUCUGCUGAUUGCCUUUUUUAAAUUACGGGGUUGCUUUUUCUCGGAGAAACUUGACAUGUUCAAUUAUUGAGAUUUUUAUAAGAUAUCCUUGACAUGCAUUU
Gastrolobium bilobum is the source of this 658-nucleotide messenger RNA. RefSeq lists its product as uncharacterized. The transcript is spliced from 4 exons. The record is from RefSeq and is a predicted model, not a curated record. The coding region runs from base 16 to 366 and encodes 116 amino acids. NCBI's taxonomy places the organism in Eukaryota, Viridiplantae, Streptophyta, Magnoliopsida, Fabales, Fabaceae.